CGUUAUCUGUUCAUUCUCUAAAAAAAAACAGGAAGGAGAGAGAUGGGUAUCCACUCCUCCAUCCCUAAAGGUCCUCCACUGAGGAUUGUGAUGAUUGGGAAAACUGGAGUUGGAAAAAGUGCCGUCGGUAACACCAUUUUGGGUAGAAAGGAUUUUCAUUUGUGUGCGAGUGCACACUCUGUGACGCAGAGCUGCCAGAAAGAACGGGUCAACAACAGGAGCAGAAAGGUCGAUGUGGUCGAUACACCGGGGGUUCUGGAUACGUCUAAAAGUGCAGAGAGCAUAAAGAAAGAGAUUGCAAAGUGCAUCCAGGUGUCCUCUCCCGGCCCUCACGCCUUUCUGCUGGUCAUCCAGAUCGGCAGGUUCACAAAAGAAGAAGAAAACUGCGUGCAAGCCCUGGAGAAGAUCUUCGGACCUGAGGCGUCUAAGUACAUGAUCAUUCUGUUCACGCGUGGCGAUGAGCUGCAGGGCACCAUUCAGGAUUACGUUCAAUACGGUCACCCCAAACUUCGGGAGUUGAUUAACAGGUGCGGUAACCGGUACCAUGUCUUCAACAACAAGAAAAGGAGGAACAGAACCCAAGUAGCUCAGCUGAUUAAUAUGAUCGAUAUGAUGGUGGUGGCAAAUGGAGGACAGCAUUUUAGUGAAGAAAUGUAUGAGGUAGCAGAGAAGACUCUGCAGCAGCAGAAAAAGUACAGAGAAACAACAGCGGAGGUUUACAACUUCCCCUUCAUGGCUGAGCUACAUCAGAGGGUCAUUCGCUUCCAGGCCGUACUGGCUGAUGGCGAACAAGACGGACACCAACAACCUGAAGCACUCCGGCACUGCCUUUAGUUUUUCACCAAAUCACAUUGUGUGCCUGAGGUCUAUUAAACGUGUUGAAUGCAUUUCCUGCUUGUAUUUUAAAACCUGCAUUGUUUACAUUCCACGUUAACUAGCUAGCUGGCAUUUCUGCUCUCUUUUGUAAAUUACUGUCACCUAUUGUCGAUUAGCAGAAUAAAAUGAUCAGCAAGAGUGUGCUCACCCACUGACAUUAUAUUGUGGGUGCACAAUACACAAAAAACUUGUAAAAACAUAGCACCAGUAGUCAAACACUCCACAUGGUACAUUAUAAUACAUUUGUGGGAAAUGGUGUCACUUUAAAUUUAGGUAUGGUGUGACAUAUAUACAUUAUUUCGUGUUUCUUUUUUUUCUUUUUUUCUGUGGUAAAAGGUCUCAUCGUGGUAAUAAAGUGAACAAUAAAAUAUACUCAAUGCUCCA
Molecule: messenger RNA, 1260 nt
Organism: Perca fluviatilis (European perch)
Lineage: Eukaryota; Metazoa; Chordata; Actinopteri; Perciformes; Percidae
Product: GTPase IMAP family member 7-like
Exons: 2
Coding region: 43-834 (263 amino acids)
Molecular function (GO): GTP binding
Source: RefSeq, a predicted model, not a curated record